AUGGAACCCGGACCUUCACAGUCUCAGAAGGGCAAGGGUCCUUGGCAGCCAGAUCAAGGGCCUUCAAAAUCUCAAAUGCUCGAAGAAACAUUUGACGCUUCUGAGCAGCCAGAGCAAGGACCACCACAGCCUCAGACGCCCAGAGGCUUUUGGCAGCCUGACCAAGAGCCUUCACAGUCACGAAUGCCCAAAGAAACACUGUUCUCUCACGAGCAGCUGGAGCAAGAACCUCCACAGCCUGAAGUGCCCACAGGAGCACUCGACAUUAUCCACCAGAUGUCCGCAUGGCUACGCGCCGAGAGAUGGAACAUGUCACUAUCUGAAAGGAACCAAAGCAUGCCGCCUGCUCUCAGAGCAACUCAAAACAUUGAUCGACUCUGCACAAGAUGCGCCGCCUUUGACUGGAAAACUAUCUGGAAGCAAAUGCACCGCGGGAAACUCAAUUGGCCAACGAAACAACAUCGUCCACUCAGUACAAUGUACAACCAUCUCAGGUGGCAAGAAUAUCAUCUGAGCGUCGACGAGACGAGCUGCGCCGAAUGGCAAAGCAGAACCCAGCCCGCGCCAAGGAGAUGGAGCCUUGAGCAGUUAGAUGCAGCCACCAGCGUAUCACACCAUAUGGAAUCUGAAAAAGGGGUGCUUUUGAUCGAAGUCCAGGGCUGCGAACCUGCUAAGCUUUUGGUCUCAUUUGCGCAACGCACGGAGGAACCUCUUUUACCCACUGUUCGCUCCGACGGGCGUACGAGUGGCUUCGCCAGGCAUUGGAUGCAGAUAUGUGAUGAAUCCCACCUGUUCUGCAAGCGGACUGGUUCCAUACUCCCAACCAGGGUCAUCCAACUCCAAAUCAUACACGAAGAGUUGAAAGCCAGGCUACUCGUUACCAACGGUGAAGAGGCCCGAUACGCUGCUCUCAGUCAUCGCUGGUCUUGUUCAACCUCAUUAACAGUCACCACACAUAACUUGGAACGUCUAAAGAAGGGGAUUGAUUUUGCCGAGUUAUCACACACCUUUCGCGAAGCACUUGAAAUCGCCGCCGGGAUUGGACUCCAGUACAUCUGGAUUGACGCCCUUUGUAUCCUCCAGGAUGACGACCACGACUGGGCCAGGGAAUCUGCCAAGAUGGGCGAUGUUUACCGGCACGCCGCCAUCACUAUCAAUGCCUUUGCGUCAGCAGAUGGCAUGGGACAAUGCACCACGGCGUAUCCCCCUACUAAUCUGGUGGAUUAUGCAUGCAGGAUCGGGGGAGAAGUGUAUGUCCAUGAGGAGGACGGUGGAUUCGCUGAUGUCUACGAGCUCGAGGGCGUUACUCAGACACGGGGAUGGGUUUUCCAAGAGGAGCAACUUUCCCCACGACGUCUGUACUGCGGACAACACCAUCUUGUCUGGAAGUGUGCGGAAAUGUGGGCGAGAAACGACCGGCCAUGUGGAUUCUCCGGGGAGGUAUUUGAUAAACCCUUUAUGUCCACCUACCCAUGUUCGAAUUGGAAGUUCGCGUACCGCCAAUGGCGUCGGAUGGUACAAAGCUAUACCAGGCACAACCUGACAUACGCUGCCAAGGACAAGCUUCCAGCCAUAUCUGGUUUGGCCGCGGUCUUUGAACAAGGGUUCCCAGGCCAUCAUGUUGGAGAUUACCUCGGCGGAAUCUGGAGAGGCGACAUAUACCGUGGCCUCCUCUGGUACCGUGACGGUAACGCUAUCGACCGAGAUCGACGCAUUGAGGGGCCAUCCUGGUCCUGGGCCUCGUGGGACGGUCCGAUUAAUUUUGUGUUUGAAGAUGACGAUGCUAGUUGGCCGGCAAGGAUGACAUGGCAACCUCAAAGGAAAUACCCAUGCAAGGUGCGAAAGGCAUCGACGAUAUUGACAGAUCCAGAAAACAAGUAUGGGCGACUCUCAUCGGGCAGAAUGGUCGUCAAAGGCAAGGUGCUCAUGAACGCGGGGAGGUUAGGCGAACAAUCCGAAAACACAAGGCCAACGGAUCCAGAGAUACACCUUGACCAUGAUGAGACCUUCCCAGAGGAUAGCGUUCUACUCCCCAUCACGCAGCGAUCAGGGCUACUUCUGAGGAUGGAUCCAAGGACCGCCAAUGAUGCUAUGCGGGUCUUUCGGCGGAUCGGAUUGUGUAUACGCCCGGAAAGACAUGAAGAUUUCAACUGGAUGCGUGGCGCUCGGUGGGAAACCCAGGAACUGGCUCUGGAAUAG
Molecule: messenger RNA, 2199 nt
Organism: Aspergillus oryzae RIB40
Lineage: Eukaryota; Fungi; Ascomycota; Eurotiomycetes; Eurotiales; Aspergillaceae
Exons: 2
Coding region: 1-2199 (732 amino acids)
Source: RefSeq, a predicted model, not a curated record